AUGGCUAUCCCUUCUACUUUCGAUGCGGUGAAAGCGCAUCUUGCCAAGGUCCAGGAGGAUCCCUCCACGCCCCUGGAUAUCUCCCUCAUUGCCCGGCUGAAGCUGCAGCUCAUCGAUAGUAUCGAUCCUGCUGUCCCCGCGACGCUCUUAUCGCAGAUAUCGGCUCUUUUGCCUGUCCUCCAAGAGGAUCCCACACCUCUUACCACACUUGCAACCGCCGCCUGUGCCUCUUUUAGCUUCACUGAUAUCCGCUCCGUCGAACCGUCCAUUAACCUCGUCGUUGGCUUCAAGGCCCCUUCAGAACCGAUCAACCUCCUUGCACUUUCACUACUGGCCAAGGCCGGGCAGACAUCUAGCGAUGCUGCAAUAGUCGCUGGAGAUUCGGGGCUGGUCGCCUCUUUGGUUGAAUUAUGGCUUUCAACUUCCUCAACGGCAGUCGCGCAGGCUGCAGUCGAUGCUCUGUGGGCUUUGUUGGAGGUGGACUUGGCCAGCCCUCUCGAACAAGGAGAAUAUGACCAUACAGGCGAUGAUGGACGGGCAGGCCAAGGCCUCAUGUGGAGGAGGGUCUUCACAGAUAAGGAUGUUUAUGGGCUGUUGUUUGGACUAUGCAGUUUGAGUGGCGAUGCGCCGGGAGACUUGUCCAAGCGUGAGAGGACCGUCGCACAAGGCAGGCUGAUGGGGUUCCUGGUGAAGGCUGGCCACUUACGCUGGGAUAUUAUCUCGAAGUCCCAGGUCUCCGAUGUGGAGGCGAAGUAUCAAAGCACCAGUCUUCUUCAUUUCGCAGCAAGCCAGAUGGUUGACCUGAGCGACGUGUUGAUGCACAUGUCUCUUCUAAGCUUCCUCCGUGACUUACUCGAAAUUGAUGCUCCAGGUUUGGUGGCUCGUAGCUCUGUGCAGUCAGCGUCGACCUUUUCUUCCCCUGCACUGGACUUCCUCAUUGCAGAGGAGCUGCACUCCAAAGUGCUGGAAUACUAUCUCGAUGAAUCGAAGCUUGAUCCGGUGGAUCUAAUCUAUCUCUCCGGCCCUGUCAUGGCUUAUGUUUCAAAGUAUGCCGAGUUAUAUCCCAACCACCUUCUCCAAAGCCCCUGGACUCUCCUCGAUGGAAUUAUCGCGCGCAUUACAAGAGCUCUCACCAUUCCUUCCGUACAAUGGGCGCAUGGCGAAGUUCCCACUGGACAUAUGGCUGUCUUGGCCUCACUCCCCCGGGUGCUGCUCAUUGAGGCUGGAAAGCAUGGCUCAAAUCCCAUGUUGGCUAUCCCCACCAGUCCUCCAAAUGGAGAGGCAUUUGGUGUUCUUGGAAAGAUUUGCCAUGGGCCAGCUCGGACUGAGAUGCCCGAUUCAAUGGAUCUCAACACAUCAGGCCAGACCCCAACCGACUGGUAUCAGGAAGCUGCUGCUGCUCGCAUGUUGUACUUCCUAUACCUCAACAACAACCCCGGGUUCUGGACGGACGUUGUUGCCGCUGCCGAUAUUUUGGUAAUGAAAGACGUUGCUUUGUCUGCGAUCGCCGUUAUGCAAGCUAUCGUCAUGGCCAACUGGCAACCGUUGCCCCCGGCAUCACAUGUUACCAACGCAUCCUCCCGAUUUCAACUUCCGUCCGAAGAAGGACUGGCACAACUCUCACCCGCGUCGAGCGGUCUGCUCCCUAUCUCUGGUCCUUGGGCAGUUCUUACUCCCCCGGCUCUGACUACAUUGCUGCCAUAUCUUUUUAAACGGCCGCGAUCCUAUGCAGAGUUUGUGGGUGGCGGUGCUGGAGACUCUCAAAGUGCCGUCUGGAAGGUAGCUACAGCAAAACAUGAGGUUCUCGUUGCAUUGCAUAACCGAUUACGAGAAAUCGGGGGUCAGAUGGAAGGCUUCGAGGAUAUCUUGCGAACCCUGCAGCAACGAGUGAAUGAGGGCCCCCUGGGUCCCGUCCAGUCGGGUGCUGCCCUGGUGGAGACUGCGGAUCUGUGA
Molecule: messenger RNA, 1953 nt
Organism: Penicillium canariense
Lineage: Eukaryota; Fungi; Ascomycota; Eurotiomycetes; Eurotiales; Aspergillaceae
Exons: 1
Coding region: 1-1953 (650 amino acids)
Source: RefSeq, a predicted model, not a curated record